AUGGACCACAUCAAGGAGCGUAUCAGCAAGUUAAAGAAAGAAGCCGAUGCUAACGCCGAGCGCGCAGAGGAGGCCGAUGCCAAACUCAAAGCACUUCAAAAGGAGUUAUCCGAGGCUAACGAACAAAACGCGAUCCUGAAUCGUAGGAUAUCGGCCCUCGAGGCCGAAAAUGAACGGCUCGACGACAAGUUUCAAGUUGCGGAGAAAGCACGCAAGGACAUGGCAGAGAAGCUCCAGAACGCCGAUAUCAAAGCAGAAGAUUCCGAUCGUCGGGCGAGGAUGGCUGAGGAAGAACGGGAUCAGUGGGAAGAAAAAUAUGAGAAAAUGAAAGCGGAGAAAGAACGAUUGCAAAAGGAGAUAGAUGAGCUCGGGUUGUAA
This is a messenger RNA of Rhizoctonia solani, 378 nucleotides long. RefSeq names its product actin filament-coating protein tropomyosin. The transcript has 4 exons. Bases 1 to 378 code for a protein of 125 amino acids. The record is from RefSeq and is a predicted model, not a curated record. NCBI's taxonomy places the organism in Eukaryota, Fungi, Basidiomycota, Agaricomycetes, Cantharellales, Ceratobasidiaceae.